UUCCACGUAGGGUUUGGGGUGGGUUUUUAUACUUCGUAAUUCAUUCCAAUUCACCCGUAACGCUUCGCCAUUCGCCCUUUCUUGCAUAAAAUAACUUCCAAAACAAUGCCUUUUAGGCAAGCAGCUGCUAGAUUCUGCAAGGAACUGCGAAAAUCUUCUGGGUUGCCUAAAAUCUGUAAUUCUUCACCAAAUACAGGGAAGCAUAUAGUAUCAAGUGAGUGUGAUUUUGGUGGUUAUACUAAGAGUAGGUGCCGGGGGGAAGCUUCAGGGUGGGUUUUUCUGUCUGCGCCGGCUGCUUUACUUCUUGGGUCAUCUUUGACUCCUUCCCUGGCAGAAGAUGUUUCUCACCAAUCAUAUUCAGAAAAUGACAAAAACACCUCAAAUAAAAUUCCAGAAGAGGCAUUGAUAUCAAAUGAGCAUACAUCCAAGUGGAGAGUUUUCACUGAUAGUGGCAGGGAUUAUUUUAUGCAGGGAAACCUAGAGCAAGCUCAGAAAUUUUUUCAAUCCGCAUUACAAGAAGCUAGGGAAGGUUUCGGAGAAAGGGAUCCACAUGUUGCUUCCGCAUGCAACAACUUGGCUGAACUCUAUAGACUCAAAAAGGAUUAUGAGAAUGCAGAACCAUUGUAUGUGGAGGCCAUUAAUAUACUUGAAGAAUAUUAUGGAAGAGAUGACAUAAGAGUUGGAGCUGCCCUUCACAAUCUUGGUCAAUUCUACCGUGUAUUGCGAAAAUUGGAAAAUGCUCGUGGAUGCUAUGAGCGUGCUCUAAAGAUCAAGCGACGGGUCCUUGGAGAAUUUCACUCAGACUAUGCUGAUACAUUGUAUCAUCUUGGAACUGUCUUGUAUCUCCAAGGGAAAGAGAAGGAUUCUCAGGACUUGAUUGCAGAUUCCAUACAGAUACUGGAGGCAGGUGAGCUCAGAGACUCAGCCCUUUGUGUCAGAAGAAUGCAAUUUCUGGCUCAGAUUUACAGCAAGUCCAACAAACUUUCUGAGGCUGAGAUUUUAUUGAGAAAGAUUCUGCAUGUGUUGGAAACAUCAAAGGGGUGGAAAUCUUUGGACACAGUUGUUGCUGCUGAACGGCUUGCAUUGGCCAUCCAAGCAGUAGGGAAGUUGAGAGAGGCAGAAGAAUUGUUAGAAAGAUGCCUUGAUGCUCGAAAAAGCCUGCUUCCUGUUGAUCACAUUCAGAAUGCAGCAAAUGGACUGUUCCUCGCUAGAGUGAAAAUGCUCAUCUCCAAAACCGACACUUCUCGGGCUAUGGCUGAAAUUGACAUUGCCAAAAAUCUAUUGCACAAUUCAGUUAGGGUAGCUCAGAAAUCCCUUACCCGAUCUAUGGAGCAGAAAGGAAAGGAAAAGCCCAAUAUGCCACCUGGAAAAGCAGGGAAAGGGGCUCAUUCAGCAAUGUUGAUACUACUACAAUCUAUGAAUGCUCUUGGGUCACUCGAGCUUCUGAAGUUGGAGAUAGUCGACUCUAAGAAAACUGUUCCGGGCAGCGCCGAUGCUGCUCCAUUUCAAUGCCUUUCUGUCUACAAGGAGUUUGAAGCAGAUAAUUCGAUAUCUGAGUCACCCGAAAUAAAAUCCGAGUAUCUCUCAUGUUUAAAGCUAUUUUCGGAGUUGAUGAGUAAGAGCAUCUUGUCGAAAGAAAAGGGUAGGCAAGAAAAAAUAAAGGAUGAAAUCCACCGCAUCGAAGAUGAGUUAUCGAGAGCACGAAACGACUGAAUUUUCGAAAUACAACAUAGCAUAGAAGAAAAGGAAGGCCUUCUCUUGUAGUUUUAGUUGAGCCAAAAUGCGUUGUUCAUUUGUUCGGGGUUUGGAUUUUGAGUUGGGAUUUGAAAAAUAAAAGUUUUGAAUUUGAAUAGUUGUAUGAUGUGAUAUAAAUAAGAGUUUGAUACGAUGUUUUGAAUGUAAAAUUGAUUUUUAAUAUAAUAUAAAAAAUAAAAAAUAGGUGUUAA
This is a messenger RNA of Andrographis paniculata, 1946 nucleotides long. RefSeq lists its product as uncharacterized. Lineage: Eukaryota; Viridiplantae; Streptophyta; Magnoliopsida; Lamiales; Acanthaceae. The transcript is spliced from 18 exons. Gene Ontology annotation, molecular function: protein binding. The coding region runs from base 106 to 1713 and encodes 535 amino acids. The record is from RefSeq and is a predicted model, not a curated record.